UCAAUAAAACUCUGGCUUUACUUUUAAGACCGUUUCGUCGUUCCUUGAGUAAUAUUGAAACCUUGUACUUGGGAGCGGAUCCUCGCCUAACAAUAAAACGAAUAUUGUGGGCGUUUGUUACAAGUGGCGACCACGAAGGGACAGGCAAUUGAGCGCCCCACGGCGUUCCAGGGCGACGUGGCCGAGCGGAAAGAGCGCUCCGGGCCCCAUUGAGGCCUGUUCCGCGUGGUUGACAGGCGCGCCGGGGCGCCGGGGUAAGCGCCAAGCCUCUCCAUAGAAAUCGAAAUGAGUAAAGCCAGACUUCGGAAGGGGCAUAGUCGAGAAUUCCAGAGACUUCCACUGGAUUUGGCAAUCCAUAAUUACCGUCCAGGCAAUUGGGUCCGGGUCAAGCAGUGGAAAAAGGAGCCCCUUCUACCAACCUGGGGACCAGAGAAGCAAGUCGCCCUCGUGACGGAGGCAGCAGUAAAAGUAUUGGGAAGCGACAAAUGGAUCCAUGUUUCCCGUAUAAAGAGAGCAUCUGAACCACUUACCAUUCAGGAACCAGAGAAGAGGGUAGCGAAGGACCCUCCAACUGGCGGGGUGAACAAUCAAGAACCCGAAGCUAAGUGGUCUUCGAGGGUUGUGUCGGACUCUGACCUGAAGCUCAAGUUCUCCAGGAGAAGGGACAGUUUAUAAUCAUGAAUCCAGUAUUACAAUUUAGGCUGGGGACGGUUUUCUCAUGUUCCCUAAUUUUAAUUGUAUUGUUGUGUGUAAAUUUCUUUAACCAACCUCGAUUUCACGAUGAGCAGUUGAGAAAUAUCAGGUCCGCAUCCAUCGAGAUGGACAGGACAAACACAUUUGUUGAACUUGCCCAUCAGGUGUCCAAAGUAUUUUAUCUCAAAAACUGCUGGAUUUGUGGGAGUCCAAAAGGUUUUCCAGAGUGGCCGUGGGUUGCAUUCCCGGUAGCACCCCGGUGGCUCUUAAGUAAUGUAAGUGAAGUGCAUGUCAAUUUAAGCACCUGGACAGAACCCCAUAUCUGGAAGUUACACGGGGCAGGGGUAGGCAAAUACUGUAUCCAUCAAAAUGUUACGGGAGGGGUGCAAGUUGGGAAUAGCAGGUGUAAUUGGACAUUGGAAUGGCGCUCAUACUGCAUCAUACGGGAUUGUCCGGUCACCAACUGUACUCAGUUGGCCCCUCAAUGGAAUGACACACAUAUUCGACUCAACAAUGGCACAUGGUGUUCAUGUAUCCCUGAUGCACGUAAUCGAAGUUCAUGCAGAUCCAAAUGUGAUGAUCCCAAUGUAGACAUCCAGGUGAAUGAAUGUCAGGAGAGGAAUCUAACGAUUCCCACGAUCUUAAAGGACCAAGGCUGGUUAUGGACGCACCUCAAUGGAACGGUCGUCAAGGGAUUUCAUAACUAUUGGACUACAUGGAACCAAACUAAUAACUACGCUGUCUGUAAAUAUAAAAAUGACUCUCGCAUAUGGAGAUGCAGUUAUGAAGAGCGAGGGUACCGGAUACGUACAGGACCCCUUGGGGCAGAGGACAGUUAUUAUAUCCCCUAUAAAAAGAAAUCCCCGAUCUUGUAUAAUAGCACUAGGCCUGCGUUAAAAGGACAUUAUUGGAUUUGCGGGAGUAAGGCGUAUGCCAUUCUCCUGUUAAAUUGGACCGGCACCUGUUAUGUUGGAGUCAUACAACCCCUCUAUACCAUAAAAGGAGGUAGUUUUAAUCCUCUAAUUCCAGUGUUCGAUGAGGAGCGAACCGAUAAGAGAAAACGCUCCAUAAAUGUUAACUUAGCAAGAGGACAGGACAAUGGAUGGAGGGAUGAAUGGCCACCUGAACGCAUCAUCGCCACAUAUGAUCCAGCCUCCUGGGCACAGGAUAGUAUGUAUGGAUACAGGACUCCUAUUUAUUUAUUGAAUAGGUUGAUCCGGUUACAAGCUGUGGUAGAAAUUCUCACUAAUCAGACGGCAAAUUCCUUAAUUCUGCUUGCUGAUCAAUCAACUCAAAUGAGAGAGGGGAUACUCCAAAACCGGUUAGCUCUGGACUACUUAUUGGCAAAAGAGGGAGGAGUCUGUGGGCUCCUCAACCUAACGGAAUGUUGUCUCAAAAUAGAUGACAAUGGUGAGAUUGUAAAAGAUGUGGCAAAUAGGAUGAAGAAGCUUGCACACGUACCGGUACAAACCUGGAAAGGGCUCGAUCUUGGGGAUUGGAAUUCAUGGUUCAACUGGUUCGGAGGAAUGAAGACUAUGGUUAUACUAGUUAUGCUAAUUUUAGUAGGAUGUAUGCUUUUACCCUGUCUGUUACCAAUAAUCAUGAAUGGCAUUCGUAGUAUAGCGGACAAUGCAGCAACAAGUAGUAUGCAACUGUAUGGAAAAAUAAUGUAUCAAAGGGUAUAUAAAGAAGAUCCAUGGGAGACAAAAGGAGAGAAGAAGGAAGAGCCCAUUUAGUAUAAUUUAAAAUGGGCUCUUGAGGGGGGAAUUGUAGAAAAUAAUAAACAAGAAAUAAUGCUUAUUUGGCUUUUGUAGAAUUUGCUUGGCUUAAGGAAAAUAAAGACAAUACCGGUGACUUAGUGAACAUUCCAUAGGCACGUACUUUGCUGUUUACAUAAGCUGGCCUGGCUAUCUCUUUGUUUGUGUAAACUACCUUGGCUUGCAAAACCGGUUUUGCAAGUGCUUCAAAUGGCACCGAGUGAAGAGACAAUGCCUGUCUCAGGAAUGUGGCCAAGAGCCAAAAAGACCUUAUAUGGAAAAGAUCGGGAAUAAGG
This is a messenger RNA of Rhineura floridana, 2746 nucleotides long. RefSeq lists its product as uncharacterized. The coding region runs from base 678 to 2429 and encodes 583 amino acids. NCBI's taxonomy places the organism in Eukaryota, Metazoa, Chordata, Lepidosauria, Squamata, Rhineuridae. The record is from RefSeq and is a predicted model, not a curated record. The transcript has 2 exons.